AUGGAUAUUACUCAAGUUAAUUUAAUACAUUAUGAAAAUUAUAAAAACUGGAUAUUAUUGCGUAAUUCAACAUUAAUCUUAUUCAUUCUUUGUACUAGUAUUUUUAUAUCCAUUGAUAUUUAUAUAAUGUCUAAUGAUAAUUAUAAUUUAGAUUGGAAUAAUGAAUCUUCAAUAAUCAAUAAAAAAACAAUUAAAAAUAUAAUUGAAAAAGAGAAAAAUAAAGAGAAAAGUAGUAUGGUUGGUAUCAUGAAUGAUCAAUCGAUACAUUGGAAUAUUCACAAUCAUAUAAUGAAUGAAACUUUAAUAAGAUCUCAUUAUUCAAAUUCAUAUAGAUUAAAAAACUAUAUGAAUAGUAUAACAAAAACAUGUUUAAAUAUGGAAUCUAUUAAUUGGAAUAUGAUAUUAUGGAGAGAUAAAGGAGAAUUUUAUAAUGAACAAUAUAUACGAUUGGUGAAUAUCAAUGCUAAAGGUGCUCAUCUUUUCGGUGAAGAUAUAAAUGAUUUGAAGAAUCAAAUGUCAUAUAAAAAAGAAGUUACUCAGCGAUUUGACAAUUUAAGUUUUCUAUUAGCAUAUCCUUCUGGGAUUAGUGUCCAUAUCAAUGUAAAAAAUAUCAGAUUACUGCCAGAAUAUGAAGAUGUCGAACAUUUAGCAAGUGAUAAUGGAAUUGUUAUGGAUCCUUCAAGAAAAUCCAAUAUGCAACAUUGGCGUAAACCACUUGAGACAAUCAUUAAGACAGCAUGUCGGUAUCCAUUACCUAAACAAUAUUAUUUGGCUAUGCAUCCUUAUUUAGAUAGACAUACAACUGCUAGAAGGCAUAUAUGCCAACCAAAUAAUAUUCAUUCUCGUUUAUGUCCAGCUAAUUAUCCAAGUGGAUAUAUAUUUUAUGAUCGUUCUAUAAAUGGACAAUGUACACAAAAUAAAGCUUCAUAUCUACCUCCUCAAUUAAAUAGUUUCUAUUGUACAAUCAAUUCACCAUUGGUCAAUAAAUUAUUUCAAGAGAACAUUAUAGAAAGUCAAUCUUAUUUAAAAGAUAUGCAUUGUGAUACACAACGACGUAUCUGUCAAACAUGUUUAAAACAAUCAUGUUUAAAAAGUAAAAUUGAAUUAUUUUCAGAGAUGAAUUUGAAGAAAGCUCAACACAAUUUACUUAGUAACCAUGGUGAAAUUGAAAAUAAUCAUGAUUUUAAUGAAGAAAUAUUCUAUGGAAAUUUAUUGCGUGUUAAUACUAUUGAACAAAAUAUAUGGCAAGCUAAUGAUCCUGAUUGCUGUGGUAUUAAAUGUUAUUCCAAUCCAAGUUGCCUUGAUUACUUUGGUUCUCGUUGUGAGACAUAUACAAGUAGACAUUCGAAUGCAACUGAGAUAUGCUUACAAGGUAAAACAUUAAAAUUUACUUUAAAUCCUGAAUUCGACUUUACUAAUGGGACUUAUACAUGUCACGUACAACAUCGUCCUCCGAAAAUCAUAUACACUAUUGAAACUUGGUUAACUCUUGAAAUUCAAGGUUUACCAAAGUUAGUAUGGAGCAGUCCUCGUUUAAAAUAUAACAUUCAAAUAAUGAGUAACGGAAAACCUCCAAGACGUAAAUCAAACAAAGUGGAUUAUGAUAUUCAAACUCUGGAGCAACAAUUUUUAAAACAUGGUAUUUUGUUGUUAUGGAAUGAGAAUAUUUAUUUAGAGCAUAAGACAGGUUUACCUAUAUGGAAUGAUGCAAUUGUUCAUAGGUCUGUUGACAAAGAAAUAUCACUGUUUCAACUGAAGUUUCUGAAAGAUUUUGGAACUGAACCUCCGCCACUUCAAAGACACAAGGAGGAGAAAUACAUAGUUGUGCAGUUCUCUAGACCAUUUCAGUACAGUACUUCUAAUUGGGGCAAUCAAACAUGUCAAAUAAAUAUAAGCCAUAUUCAUCGUGCACAACCAAUCUAUGCAGAAAACACUAAAGUUUCAAUAGACACGAUAUCCAUUCCACAGAGAACUGCAUCGAAUGCAUUCCUGUACACAUUGAAAAAUUCACAAAAAAGAUCAACCAUUGAAAUCAAAUCACAUAUCAAUCAUUCCUUAUUACACACUGCUGCUUGUUUAAACGGACUAACCUUUACUCAAUCAAAACUCAAUGGAUUUAGUGAUAAAAUCCCCAGUGAUGGAAAAUAUUUCACUGAACAGGUCGGUCGACUAUAUCCAGAAAUACAAGUAUCUACUCAAAGAUUGGAUACAAACUGUGAAUUGAACACAACUUGGAGAGUGACUAUCGCAGGCUCAACUACAAAUAAAUCAACAUAUAUUCAUUUAAAACUAUAUACUGAAUCAUUUAGAUCACCAUCCAAUUGGAAUAAAAGAAGUUUAAUCCCGGUUGAUCAGCAAUCUAUUUUAUUUGAUAAAGAUUUAAUUCUCCUUCAUGAUAAAUUGGAUAUUGUUCCAGGAAAUUCUGAAAGAGAGAAAGUAUCAUUUCAAAUUCAGAUUGAUAUUGAAUAUAUUCAAUUUCCAGUUACAUAUUCACAUGUAUUUCAAUCCGUAUUAUUAAUAGUAUAUAUCAAAGAUUGUUUUACCGAUUAUUUAUUAAGUACAUCACUUACGGCACAAAAUAACGUUGCAUUGUCGAAAACAUUAAAUGCAUAUCAGAAUAACACUAUGUUGAAGGAAUAUUUACCAAGUCGUAUGGAAUCAUUACGUGCUGACAAAAUGCAUUUACCAUUUGUUAUUACUUGUCUAAUAAUUGGUCUUUCUUAUAUCAUACUUUUAACUAUAUAUGCCAUUUUAAAAUUAUGUCAAGGAUCUAAUAAAUUUCAUACAGAUAAAAUAAUCCAUGGUUCAACAAGUUAUAUGUCUAAUAAUGAAACACAGCAAAGGCGCUUUUCAUCAUUUUCAGGCUAUUCUACAACUUUAUUAAACAAUUAUCACUGUACUAGUUCACAGUCUCAACUAGCUCGUUUAACAUGUCCUCAGAAAUUUUGGAUUAUGAUCUAUUUAUGUUUUCGGGUGUUUUACACUUUUCUGUUCACUAUUAGUGUUGGGUUAUCAUUUAUUCUAAGCAUUGAAACUGAUGCUACUGUGGAGUUUACUUCAGCAGUACAUAAUAAUCACUUUGUUACAAUGAAUUCAUUCAGUAAUUAUAAUGGAAAUAUUGGCAAUAGAUUAAGUCUACCAUCAGUGAUGAAUACAAUGACAUUGACAACGGAUAUAGGCAAUAGAUGGCGUGGAGCUAAAGUAUGGGUGUUAGAAGCUGCUAGAAUGGAGGAUUUCUCUCAAACUGAAUUAUUAAGACAGAUUCAAAGAGGGACAAGCCAAAUUUCAGACUGUGGUAAACAUUAUGAAGAUCAUAGUAAACAGUUGUCAAGAUAUAUGAUGUAUAUUAGUAAGAAAUUAAUCAGCUGGUUUAGCCAAACAAACACCAAAAAUGAAGUUAUUAAUAAUAAUGAUAUAAACGAAAAUUCAAUGAAUUAUCAUUCCGAUAAAAAACUAUCAUAUGAAGAUUCUAUCAGUCAAAGUGAACAUGAAAUGUAUAAUAGUAAUAGUAAUAAUAAUAAUAAAUCUACACUUCAAUGGACAUCGAAUGGUGUGAAUAUUCCAAUACCUACUAUAGAACAAGAAACAUGGAAUCAUUUAGAACGUACCAGUUGGUUACCUUAUUUAGAUACAGUUGAUGAUUACCUAAGAAAAACAAGAGAUGACUUGGACACGAAAGUUAUUGACUACUGGGCACCAUAUGAUCAACUCUUAGCCAAUCUUCUUACAAACCCAUGGCUUGCACCAGCAUAUAGGGCAUUAAAUACAUCAUGGUUGCAAGAGAGGCGAAUAUCAUUUAUGGAUCGAACAUAUUUUGGAUUAGUAUCAAGUGAUUUUGACUCGGAAGAUGAAAAUCAAUCGUCAAACGAUUUAACUGCUUUAAAUGGUGCCAAAGAAACACAAUCUUUAAUGCUAGCCAAUUUUAUUGGUGUUCCACAACCUGCACAUGCUCGUUUGGCUGGUACAAGAAUUUGGAAUAGUUUUCGUAAUCUAGUUCCAGGUUUGCCAAGCAAAUUCUAUUAUAAAUUAGAACCAAGUUCAUUAUCGUCAUCAUCUUCAUCAUCAGUUCUAAAUAAAGAUGUCGAAUUUCGUAGAAAGCCAAAAUUAUAUCAUGAUCAUCGACAAAUGUUAUCUAGUGAAGAUUGGUACCAUAUUCCAAGUGGACAGUUGGAUUUAGAUGAAAAACUGAAUAUUGAUUCAUUUACUGAUUUAAAUACUCAAUUCUAUCCGUAUGCAACAACUGUUACCAAACGAAAUGGAAAUCCUUCAAUAAUUGAUUCAAAUUCUUAUUUCUUAACAUUAACACAAGUUCGAUUAUUAUUAUUGUUAUUAGAUGCUAUAAUUAUAUUGUCUAGAUGUUUUCAAACAUUUGAAUUUAUGCAUAAUAUAUGGUUUGGCGAUAUCAAAUUAAUUAAUGCCAAUCAUUUAAUACAUGAAAUAAAUAAUAAUUCACAAAUAAUGAUUGAUUCAUUUGAUCAUUCAAUGCCUCAUCAUCAUCAUCAUCAUCAUCACCAUCAUCAUCAUUCACAACAAACACAACAAAUACAUGGUAAUUAUCAUUAUCAAUCUCAACUUCAAAUAAGAUCACCUAAACAUAUACAAUUAUCUAUAGGAUCUACACCAUUUUUACAUCCUUCAUCAUGCUCAUCAAAUUUACAUGAAUCAAAUCGUCAUUCAAUAUCUAAUGAUUUCCCUGCAUCAGUAGGCACAAAUCACAAUAAACCAGUGACUGCCAAUCAAACUAUUCGUGUAAGUGAAUAUGAAAGAAAAUCUUCUACAGGGAUUAAUAUAACUCAAAACGAUCCACCAACACUAAAUUUUGAUAAUGGAACUGGACGUUUUACAGCUUGCUACUGUUGUCUUGAUGCUCAUUAUUUGCUAGUGAUAACUGGUAUUGGCUUAUUAUUCAUUGGACUAGUUUUAAUUUGGGCUACUGAUAGACAUGUUCGACCAGGAUGGCUUUUAGCAAAAACUGGUGUAUUUGCUCGAUCUCGUGCACUUGAAGACUGUAGACAAAGAACAAAUGCUAUACUGAAAACUGUUCAACCAAAUUAUAUAAAUAUGGAUUUGAUAAGAUCCGCUAAAUUGAAUGCAGCUAAAGAAGCUUAUUGGAUUAAUCAGUUGACCAAUAGACUGGAGCAUGUACAAACUCAGAUACAACUACAAUUUAUCACAGAAUUAUGUUUAAUGCAAAAAGGAUUGGUAAAUCACUAUUAUGUCUUAGAUCAAAAUGCUGUGAAAAUCCAUGUACCAGAGAUAACGAAUACUAAUUCAACAUUUUCAGCUUGUGAACUAAUUGGUCCUAAUUUUCAGUUUACUGAACAAGCAUUAUUAAUUUUGUCCAAUUGGAAGUUAGAUCCUCUAACAAAUAAACAAAUUAAACACACAUUAAAAACUCCAGUAUGUCAUUUCUCCCCAGUUGUUCCUGCUACUUAUGCUGAAAGUCAUCUAUCACGUUUAUUAAGAAUGACUGGUUUAAACGAUCAACCACUUCAAAUGAAUAAUAAAAAAACCAAUGAACAAAUUACCUUAAAUAAUAAUAAUCAAACCGAAUUCAUUCAGUUUGAUGGAAAUCAAUUAGAUUUCGACUAUGAACAAUUUACUACAUCAAUUGAAAGUCUGUCAACUUUGAUUAAUGCUGUUUAUCGUUUAUUAUUAACUAGUUUGACAGUAAUGAUGGCUAUGGGUGGAUUAUUAGUCUGUUUACAUAUGAUUUCAAUUUUAGGACGUAUAAUAAUAAGAAUUCCAGUACGUAAGGUUUAUUACACCACCGUCUACCCUCCGUCUACAUCUAUCCACAACCCAUCUUGUUCAUCUACUGUCUACCAGGCAAGCAGUCAACAUUCAUGA
Schistosoma rodhaini is the source of this 5850-nucleotide messenger RNA. NCBI's taxonomy places the organism in Eukaryota, Metazoa, Platyhelminthes, Trematoda, Strigeidida, Schistosomatidae. The record is from the annotation of a GenBank genome assembly.